AAUGUAAGGAAGACUUGCAUUGGUUAAUCCAUCAAGUAUUAGUUGGCAUCAAUAGUAGAAGAGGAUUUGAGUACCGGUAUCAGAAUACCAACAGAGAUUAUUCUACAAUAGAGAUAGAUGGCAAGUCUUUGCGCUAUAAUUGUUUAAUAGGAAAAUAGGAGUGUUCUGUAAGUAAUUGUUCAUCUCAUUACGUACUAUUUGUCCUUAUAUAAGAUUUUAAGAUGGUGUGGUAUUUGCCCAGGUUGCAUUCGCUAUCAUGUCUGUACAAGACAUCAGUGCCGAGAAAAAAGAAGAGAAGUGAAGAGGAGUCAUGAGGGAUGUCCUCAUCAGCUCAAGAUUGCCAAAUAGCUCGCUAUUUCUGAUUUGGGAAAAUAAAGCCUGAAGUUACAAAUCAUGUUUUCAUUACCUCGAGACUUGACCUUGAAACUCGAAACUCCAGCUUGAGAAAAUAGCUUGAGAUAUUUUGCUCAGCGUUCAUGCAUAGUACGAGUCUUCGGACUGGUGAAGGCGCACCAGACAAAUAGGAUAUUUUGCAAACUAGCCCAAUAUAUCUUGGGAUGAUUAUCUGAAUUGAGGGCUGAUGAAAACGUGAAUUAGCUGGAUAAUUUGCGAUCGGGAUAGUUCAAAUAGCGGGAUAUUUGGCAAUCUCAAGCUGAUGACGGCAGACCUUUUGAGCUAGUGAUCUGUGCUAUCAUGUCAAGUCUCCACUUGUAUCCGACCUGGCCAGUAAUCCCCUCUCAUAGGAAAUCAGAAGAAUACAGAGGCUUGAAGCUUGUCCAGCUUUCUCACCUAUUCAACCAAAGCCAUUGACUCAGGGGUGAACUUCAAUGGCCAGUAGAACAAUGGCUGGUCAAGGAGAUCCAAAGAAAUAGACAAUGGAUGACCAGAGGGGUGUGUAAUACCUCUAUCCUCCCUGUUGUCCAGGGAUAAAAUGGUGACAGGAUUUAAUAGGACGCUGCACAAAAGGUGGGUUCCUUGAAGGUCUAAGGAAGUUAGGAACACUUUACCAUGGCUGAAUGAAGUCAACCAUGUUCUUGAUCUGGCAGAGACAACUGAACCCAGCCAGCCGAGACCUACACCUUUGUUCUAGCUCAUUUGUUAUAGCUGUUGUGGUUGAGUACUUUGUCAUUGAUCACCAGCUGAUGAAGAGGAGGGGCUUGGUGACUCGUGCGUUGGACUGACUCACAGAUUGUCCAGCUUUACCUACCUUUCAACUACACCAGAAGGACAUUGACAUUGCGGAGUUACAACUCUUGUUGUGGAUCUAGAUUUUGAGCAAGAACUUUAAAAAUUCAUUGUCUGAUUUGAAGAAAAAGGAGAAACCGGAACCAGGUCAGGUGAUUUCUUAGAAUAUCAGAAAAAUUGGAAACUUGCAAGACAUUCCAACUUGAAGGAAGAUUUGUUUGCACUGUAAGUGUCCACGGGAGGACCACAUCGUGAUGGCGGUGGACCAAGAGAAAAAUGUCAACCGGAUGAUGACGGACUUCCAGAGAAGCUCUGCAUCUGAUGAUGAUAGUGGGUGUGUCUUGGAGGAGUACACAUGGAUACCACCUGGGCUCAAACCGGAUCAGGUUCAUCGCUACUUCUGCAGCCUACCCGACGACAAGGUUCCAUACGUGAACAGCACUGGGGAGAAGUUCCGCAUCAAGUCGCUGCUGCAGCAGCUUCCGCCUCACGACAACGAGGUCCGGUACUGCAACGGUCUGGGAGAGGAUGAGAAGAAAGAGUUAAGGAUGUUCAGUAGCCAGAGGAAGAGGGAAGCACUCGGCAGAGGAGCAGCCAGACCCAUACCUAUCACCCUGUCAGCAAGUAUUUGUAACCAGUGUGGUGGUGGGAUCAGUGCGGGAGACAUUGCUGUGUUUGCAUCACGAGCCGGUCACAAUGCAUCAUGGCAUCCUGGUUGCUUCGCAUGCUCUGUGUGUCAAGAGCUCCUGGUGGAUCUCAUCUAUUUCUACAGGGAAGGCAAGGUCUACUGCGGAAGACAUCAUGCAGAGUCCCUCAAACCUAGGUGUGCUGCUUGUGAUGAGAUAAUCUUUGCAGACGAGUGCACUGAGGCAGAGGGUCGUAGCUGGCAUAUGAAACACUUCUGUUGCUUCGAAUGUGACACACAGUUAGGAGGUCAACGUUAUAUCAUGAGAGAAGGACACCCUUAUUGUUGUCAUUGCUUUGAAAGUCUCUUUGCAGAGUACUGCGAUUCUUGCGGAGAGGCCAUCGGGGUCGACCAAGGUCAAAUGUCACACGAAGGCCAGCAUUGGCAUGCAACAGAGAAGUGCUUCUCAUGCUGUACAUGCCAUAGGUCGUUGCUUGGGCGACCAUUCUUGCCAAAACAUGGACUCAUAUACUGCAGCAGUGCAUGCAGUCGAGGAGAAUUUGGAGGGAAAGACGGCAAAGAGACCCUGCAUAUCGCCAAGGAUAGUAGGACUGAUAAUGAGAGUAGGAGUCGGAGACCGAUUAAUCUUGAUGAAUUGAACCUGGACAAUUUGAGUGUUGUUGCUUCCGAUACAGGCAGGGAAACAUCCCUCAAGAGGAGCAAAGACAUGUCGAGGAGAUCAUUACCAGAUCUGAGAAAUGGUUCUUCAACAGACUACAGUAGACCUAGGAGUGCAAUGCAGGACAGACGAAGGAAAGCAAACAGUUCCUCUUCGCAAAAUCUGUCCGUGCACAAAGGUCAGAGACUUGAUCAGAAGGGUCGGCCACAACCUCCACCAAGACAUCCAUCUCACACGCAGGUGGAUGCCAGGAUGCAGGGAGGUGCAGUGGAUUUCAGAACAGCUACUAACACGAUCGGAGGUGCAAGGUCUAUGCAGGCAUCGACUGUGAGCACUCCUCAGCAUAAGAGAUAUCAGACACCAUACACUGCACAGCAACAACAGCCGCAUCAGAAUGGAAUGAGACCAGAUGCUCUGAGACAGGAUGCUCUUAGGUACGAACAGCAGCAACGGGGGCAGGUGCCACACCAACAGCAGAACCCACACCAGCAGCAGCAGCAGAACCCACACUUUAAUUCCUAUGGGAGGAACGAGAGGCAAGGUUUUCCUGAACACAGGUACGAAGAACCACACAAGAACAACCGGCUCCGCAGCGAGAGCCACCACACCAAACUUUGUGACAAUUACGAAGAGCUUGAGCCUGUAUCGCACCACAAGGACAUGCAGAGGAGAGCUUCGAUCAAGUCGGAAGGGGGCGAUCGCUACAGUCCGAAGAGGAGGCCCAACGAGCAUAUGUCACGGUCAGCCUCUCACUUUGAUCGUCGUGCUGAUACCUAUCACUCUGAGAGGGGUCGGGAUGGUCAGUACGGAUCUCAGAGGAUGACAAGAACUGUCUCUUCUCAUAUGAAAUAUGAUAAAUACAACAGGUAUGAGGAUGACGACUACUCCUCCUCUUCCUCUGAUGAUGAUGAUGACUACUUCAUCAGCUCCCGGAGUUCAUUCAUCAACGCAGGCCCCAAGAUCCGAUAUGUUGAAAGGGGUCCUGCUAGGGUACAGAUCAACACCCUUCCCACUGUACAUUAUCCCAAAGAUGGCAAAAAGAAGAAGUCCAGAUCCAAGAAAAAAGGCAACUGUGCCGUCUCCUAAGUGUUAAGCUGAACAAAGAUCCACUUCCAAAUUUACGUUUUCCAUUGUAUUCCCAAUUUUUAUUGACCACCAAAAUGACAUGGGAGUUCUUUAAAUGUAAAGUGUAUUCGUAGAGUCAGUUCAAACUAGUAUGAAGAGAAAGGAUACAUACAUUUCAUCUUGAUAGUCAUAGUGGUGUUUUAAAAAAUCUUUUCUUCUUCAUACUUAAACAUACAUGUAAAUCAUGAUUAAAGAAUUAUUAUUGACUAAAUUGUAAUCUUUGUUUCUUUUUCUAAUGGGUCAAUUGAAGAAGAGGGUCUUUCUUGGACAAUGGGAUCUUUCAAAAAUGCAUGAAAGGCACCACUAAGUUUGCUCAAUCCUUUUUUUUCUUCUUUCCAAUUGACUUUUUAAACUGAAUUAUACAUGUAUGGCUGAACUUUGGAGUAAAACCAUCUCUGAAUAUAAUUUUCUCUUUGGGGGGAAAUAGGGGGCAGGGGAGGGGGCCAAUACAAAUUACAUGUAUGCAGAGUUUCUGUUGUCACGUAUCUCUGCAAAAUUGAUAACACUCCUAUGUAAAAUACUAAUUAGUGUAGGGAGGUCUAUUUGAAGAGGAAAAAACUCCAGAGAAUUCAACAAAGAGCAGUCAUUUUAUCAUUUUUUAACAGACUUGCAUAUCUUGCAUAUUUCAUGUGAUACUUUUAAUGAAAUCAUUGAAAUUAUCAUUUUUCUACGCACAUGAUCAUUGCUUUUAAGUGUUCAAAUUUGUACAAAUCAAGAGAAAAUUACCUUCAUUUCAUGAGUGCAAUUUGAAUCAGCGUCAAUGGGAUAUUAUUAUGUUACAUAGUUUGUCAUUUUACGAGUUGAAUGCCAUUAUGUCGUUAUCUCAUUGAAAAAUUGUAUUCUGUAAUUGUUUUGAUGUUUCAGACAGAGUAUUCAUUGAGCCAGAAAAAUGAAGGACAUUUGUAGUUAUGAUCAGUAUCAAAAUAAAUAUGUUAUGAUCCUGAUCAUCAUUUUAUGCUCAAAUCACCUUCAUGCAAAUUUGUUGUAAAAAUACAGACAAAAUGAAUACUUAUCAUAUGGAUACAAGAUGAUAUUGAUAAUUUCACCCAUAAUUUGCUUAUUGAUUUAUUUCUUGGAAAAAACAAACUGUGCUGUGAAUAUAUUGCAAUUUAUUAACUGAAAUUAGAGAAAUCUGAAAAAUUGAUUGUUGUGUUACAAUACUCGGCAUAGACUUUAUUGAUAUAUUAUUUUUCUCUUUUUUUAUAUCUUACAAAAUUAAUAUGGGAGUAGUAAGCGAUCAUGGUUAGAAUUCUCUUGCUUGCAUACCUUAUCAUAUUCAAUCACUUUUGGUGGAUAUAUGAAGGAAUUCAUGAACAUUUAAAAAUGUAUUUCAAACAGGUAGGUUGAUAUCCGCCCUGUGUAUUCCAGUCCUGUUUUUGUACUUAAGAACAGUACUAUUACAGUUCCAUCCUUUAUUAAAGCUACCACUGUCCAUUCUUAGUAUUUAUUUCGGCAAAUGCCGUCUAAACCUUGAUGAACAUGAAAUUCAAAACUAACGACUAAGAUAUAUUGGCAUCUGUUAUAUAGAUGUAUAGUUUGCUAGAAUAGCAUUUAAUGUUUGAAGCUAUUUGCUGUCAUGUGCGAGUGCAUCAUAUGGUAUUUGUAAGUUUAAUAGUAACAACUUUCCAUUCGUAAAUUAUCAACUCUUGUACAUAUAUACAUACAGAAGAAUUAUAUAGUUCAUGAUGUACAUGUACAUAUACAAUGAUUUUAUGGUAAAUACAUGUAUCUGUUCUUGUAAAUUAAGAGUAUGUGGGAGCUUGGGAUAUUAAGUAAAAUUUGAGAUAAAAUAUUUGGCAGUAUGAUGUAGUUGAAAGUUAUGGCAGCCAAUAUUAGGAAUAUUUACUAUCAAUAUGUAUUAUGAACCAAAAGUAAUUUAUAAUAUAUGUUCAUAUUGUUGAUGAUUUUAGAAGCUGUUUAUGUUAUUUUAGUGAAAUAUUGGUGCUUUUUUUAAUGCUCCAUCUUUUUCCAUUUAGUUUUUCCAGAAGUAUGCAGUCGGUGAAAUGGCAAAAAAGAAAAUAAAUUCACAAUUCAUCAGUUUAAA
This is a messenger RNA of Strongylocentrotus purpuratus (purple sea urchin), 5658 nucleotides long. RefSeq names its product prickle planar cell polarity protein 3. NCBI's taxonomy places the organism in Eukaryota, Metazoa, Echinodermata, Echinoidea, Camarodonta, Strongylocentrotidae. The coding region runs from base 1440 to 3575 and encodes 711 amino acids. The record is from RefSeq and is a predicted model, not a curated record. The transcript has 5 exons. Gene Ontology annotation, molecular function: zinc ion binding.